Messenger RNA from Microplitis mediator, 825 nucleotides. Its product is annotated as mRNA export factor GLE1-like. The coding region runs from base 1 to 825 and encodes 274 amino acids. The transcript has a single exon. The record is from RefSeq and is a predicted model, not a curated record. Gene Ontology annotation, molecular function: translation initiation factor binding; inositol hexakisphosphate binding; phospholipid binding. NCBI's taxonomy places the organism in Eukaryota, Metazoa, Arthropoda, Insecta, Hymenoptera, Braconidae. Gene Ontology annotation, cellular component: nuclear pore; cytoplasm; nuclear pore cytoplasmic filaments. Gene Ontology annotation, biological process: poly(A)+ mRNA export from nucleus; regulation of translational initiation; regulation of translational termination.
AUGCUGCAUUUUUUUUUCCAACGAGCCAUAAAUUCACCUAUUAAUCCGCUCACAGUAGGUAGCGGUAGUAAACUGACUGAGACAUACAAUAAGCUAAGAUCCGCUUUUGAAGGACAAGUUCCAACGAGUAUCGACCAUCAUCCAGAAGAGAUUCACUUUUGUGAGAAUUUAUUUGCUAAAUCUGUGCUGCAGCAGGGAGAAAAUCUGAUAUCUACUAAGCCUGAGAUGGCUUUUGGUUUAGCUGCAGUUACCGUAGCUUUGUGCAACGAUUUUCCGGACUUGAAUGAGCUUCUUUUGGCACAGUCACGGAUCAGCUGCCCUUAUCUAUGCCCAGUUCUGUUAGACCAAUCUGAAGGAGAAAGUCUUAAGGAUUACAAGAGAUCUUUGGGAUAUAAAUAUGUAGAUGGAGUCAUUGAAAAGGAGGAAUUUUAUCAAAACAGAAUGUCGGGGAUUAUCAAGUUAUAUGCGGCCAUUAUCGUUGCAAGAUUGAAGCGUAACGAAAAUCGCCGCCAUCCACAUGGUCUGGAGAAUGCUUGGCGCUUGUUAAAUGUCUUAAUGAAUUUCAAGCUUGUUCCAGAACAUGUGGAUCCCAUAGCAACGGUGAUCCACGGCAUUCUCCAAGUUUGUGGCUCGUCGAUGUUUGAGGAUAAGCCAUCCCAGCUAAAAAUUUUAAUUGAUAACAUUAAUGAAAAUUAUUUUCCAGAGCUGAAGAAGAACGGUGCAAGUCCAGGUCCAAUUGGUAGACUGGGAUUGAUUAUCGACCUUUUCUACAAGCAAGGCUGUUUUCCGGAGCCUGAAGGACAGCUGCCAAUUGAGUUCUGGUGA